Didymodactylos carnosus is the source of this 1884-nucleotide messenger RNA. The record is from the annotation of a GenBank genome assembly. Lineage: Eukaryota; Metazoa; Rotifera; Eurotatoria; Philodinida; Philodinidae.
UGGAAAAUUUUCUAUUUUUAGCGAGGGGUACUGUCAAAAAGUUAAGAAAAAUUUUCAAACAAAUUGACGCAGAAAAAUCCCCAUGGUAAAAUUAAACAAUUUUAAAAAUUUUUCUUAACUUUUUGGCGGUACCCCUCGCUAAAAAUAGAAAAUUUUCCAGGUUAACAAGCGUGCUGAAUACGAAAAAGCACUUUGCUUUAACGCUAAAUAAACUUUGAUUUUUUGUCGGUGAUAUGGUUGGUUUUGAGUUGUUAAAAAGUGCUUUUUCGUAUUUAGCACACUCUGUAACACCGAAGAUUUUCUAUUUUUGGUGAAGAAUGCUUCCAAAAUUUUGAAAAAAAAUGAGGCAAAACAGUUUUCCGAGAAAAUAUUAGUUUGAAAAAUUUUCCUAACCUUUUGGUAGUACGAAAAGUAACUCAAAACCAACUUUAAUUUUUCGGAUGAUAUGCUUAACUAAGCUUAUACUUAUGUCACUUUAAUUUUUAAAAGGGGUCGACUGAUCGUGCAGAUCAUAAUGGCAAAAAAUUUAAAAUUUGACGUUGUUGAUUAUGUUAUAUUUGCCUUGCUCUUGCUUAUAUCGGCUGGGAUUGGCUUUUUCUACGGAUGUCGAAAGAAAAAAGGUGAACAAGUUUCAGCAAAAAGUUAUCUACUUGGGAACAAAUCGAUGGGUGUGAGUUAGAGAGCAUUCAUUUGUUCUAGAAUAUAUUUAAUUUUGUUCGUGUUCUGUAGAUAUUUCCAACUGCUAUGAGUUUAUUAGCAAGUUUUAUGUCCGCCAUAACCAUAUUGGGUACCCCUGCAGAAAUAUAUGUUUACGGCACACAAUAUUGGGUCAUAGGUAUUAGUUACAUUUUUACAAUUUAUUUUACGGCAAUAUUAUUUAUGCCCAUGUUUGUUAAACUUAAUGUAACAAGUGCUUAUGAGGUUUCAAUCAAGCACAGUGCAUUAACAUUGAAUUUGGUGGGUUUACUAUGUAUUUUGUCUCUAUGUUGUGGUGUUGGUCUUGUUAUGUUCGCAAAAUAUUCCAUAUGCGAUCCAUUAAAACUUGGUUUAAUAAAACAAAGUGAUCAAUUAUAUCCAUUAUUUGUCAUGGAAACAUUGAAACGUCUUAAAGGUCUACCCGGAAUAUUUCUUGCAUGUGUUUUCAGUGGUGCACUCAGUACAUUAUCAUCCGGACUCAAUAGUCUUGCCGCUGUUGUUCUAUCUGAUAUUGUCAAAUUUUUUUAUCAUAAAGAUAUAGGUGAUAAAAAAGAAUUAUGGAUAUCUCAAAUUUUAUCACUUGUAUUUGGUGUGAUAUGUAUUGCACUGACAUAUCUUGUCUCUUUACUUGGAAAUCUUCUUCAAUCUGCUCUAUCUUUGUUUGGCGUAUUCUCUGGUCCUAUAUCAGGUUUAUUCAUUGUCGGUUUCAUUGUUCCAUAUGUCAACUCAACGGUAAAAGUCUCUAAUUUUGAAGAUAUAAAAAAAAGUCCCUUAGUUCCAUUUUAUUCUAUGAGUUAUUUAUGGUAUACAUUGUUUUCUGUGAUUACUGUCACAAUUGUGAGUAUUAUCGUUAGUUUAUUGACUGGUUUCAGAAGACCAGAAACAAUUGAUGCAAAUUUAAUGUUACCUGUAUUUGAUAUACUAUGUCCGUUCAUACCAGAAAGACUUCUCGCAAAGUUGCGAUGUCAUGUGAAAUAUAGAGAAAGUCAACUAGAAAGUGAGAAACCAAAUUUAUUUCUUUAUAAAACAGUACCUCGACAUCACAAAUUGAGUCAACUAUCAUUACCGGGAUCUCUUGCUGUACAAUCAGCUAGUAGAGAACAUCAGACACAAGUUUAUCUUAAUCCAGCAUUUUUAAAUGAUGCUCAUUCAACUGUGAAAACAUGGACAAAAAUGACAAAACUUUGA